This is a messenger RNA of Carassius auratus (goldfish), 918 nucleotides long. Its product is annotated as phospholipid-transporting ATPase ID-like. The record is from RefSeq and is a predicted model, not a curated record. Lineage: Eukaryota; Metazoa; Chordata; Actinopteri; Cypriniformes; Cyprinidae. Gene Ontology annotation, cellular component: trans-Golgi network; plasma membrane. Gene Ontology annotation, biological process: Golgi organization; phospholipid translocation. The transcript has 6 exons. Gene Ontology annotation, molecular function: ATPase-coupled intramembrane lipid carrier activity. The annotation marks the transcript as partial.
UGUUUCUCUUCUUCUGCAGCAGCUCAUAUUGGCGUGGGCAUCAGCGGUCAGGAGGGCAUCCAGGCUGUGCUGGCAUCAGAUUACUCCUUUUCCCAGUUUCGCUUCCUGCAGCGACUUCUGCUGGUGCACGGACGCUGGUCCUAUCUGCGCAUGUGCCGUUUUCUCUGUUACUUCUUCUACAAGAACUUUGCCUUCACUAUGGUGCACUUCUGGUUCGGGUUCUUCUGUGGAUUCUCCGCGCAGACUGUCUACGACCAGUACUUCAUCACUCUCUACAAUAUCGUAUACACAUCGCUGCCUGUAUUGGCCAUGGGCCUCUUCGAUCAGGAUGUUCCUGAACAGAGGAGUCUGGAGUAUCCGAAGCUGUAUGAGCCGGGUCAGCUGAACUUGUUAUUUAACAAGCGAGAGUUCUUCAUCUGCAUCGCGCAGGGAAUCUACACGUCCGUGGUUCUCUUCUUCAUUCCGUACGGCGUUCUCUCUCACGCCACACAGAGCAAUGGAGUCCCGCUGGCAGACUAUCAAACCUUUGCAGUAACUACAGCAACAGCCCUCGUCAUCGUUGUCAGCGUCCAAAUUGCUCUGGACACGGGUUAUUGGACGGCUAUAAAUCACUUCUUUAUAUGGGGCUCUUUGGGUACAUACUUCACUAUCCUUUUCGCUAUGCACUCCAGCAUUCUGUUCAAUAUCUUCCCCAAGCAGUUCCAUUUCCUUGGAAGUGCUCAUAACACACUCGGGCAGCCAGUGGUGUGGUUAACUAUUGCUCUGGCUACCGUCAUCUGCAUUGCUCCAGUCCUUGCUUUCCGCUUUCUCAAACUGGACCUUAAACCUCAGCUCUCAGAUACCGUGCGCUACACUCAGCUUGUGCUGCAGAAAAAGCAGAAGCCUUGUGGUCGUGUGGGUCGUGGAGUGGGCGGAGGC